This is a messenger RNA of Verruconis gallopava, 2289 nucleotides long. RefSeq lists its product as uncharacterized. The record is from RefSeq and is a predicted model, not a curated record. Gene Ontology annotation, cellular component: endoplasmic reticulum membrane. Gene Ontology annotation, molecular function: ergosterol O-acyltransferase activity. Gene Ontology annotation, biological process: ergosterol metabolic process. Lineage: Eukaryota; Fungi; Ascomycota; Dothideomycetes; Venturiales; Sympoventuriaceae. The transcript is spliced from 3 exons. Bases 355 to 2040 code for a protein of 561 amino acids.
CCUUAACUCACAUUCUAUCCACAGCAUUGCUUCAAAGAUUCUUCUUUUCUCGUCCACAGCUCAUCCGGUUCCAUCAAUUCUGAGAUUCGCGGGCUCAGGCGGUAGUCUGAUUGCCCCCAGUCAUACACAAAGUAAACACUUGGCAUGUUGCGUUGUUGCUGAUCAUCAGCCCCUUUCGUCAUUCGCCCGAACUGUAUACCAAGCGAAUCUGCUCCUUGCCUGUGAAGACAAAGCGCUGUGUCCUUUGUCAAGGCCUGCUCGUUCGCUGUGUCCCCUACCCGGGAUUUCGAUGUUAGAUGACGUUAGGCAACGCGCAGAUACUUCCAUUGCAACGAGUGAGGGAAAGCAAUCGUGAUGGACGAUCCGCCAGAUAUCCGCGACCAAGCUUCGGCAACGGCAACUGAAUUCGCCCAACCCAGACCGCGAAGACCAGUAAGAGGAUCUCCUUUGGUGAACGCUGAGAAUGCGUCUGGUCUGGCGCCGCCCGACGCCGGACCUACCAGCGCCUCGGGUGCAUCAAGUGGGACGUCCACCCCCAUUCCACCGGAUGCGCCGCCAUCUGUGCAAGCGACAUCAUCCGCGAGGAAGCAGAUCCGGGCGGAGCGCAAGCAGCACCGCAUCUUUCCGUCCAUCGAGUAUGCGGCUCGCGUCUCACACUUCGACCCGGACAGCGACUAUCGCGAUUUCCGCGGCUUCUUUGUGCUCUUUUGGAUCGGCCUUGCCAUCAUGGUCAUCACCACGAUGCUGCGUAAUUGGAAAGAAACCGGAAGUCUGUUCAACAUCAGCCAGCUGGAUUUGUUCACCGAGAACAUAUGGGAGUUGGCUCUCAGCGACCUGCUGAUGGCGAGCAGCAUCAUGCUGAGCUUGCCAUUGCACAAGUUGUACGCUAACUCGACGGGUAUGUUGCGGUGGAGCAAAGGAGGGAUCGCGGUGCAAAGUUUGUUCCAGGCUGCAUGGUUGUCAUACUGGGUUAGCUGGCCCUUUGUCAGAACGUGGACGUGGACUGCCCAGGUGUUUUUCACGCUGCAUCUCCUCGCUCUAUUUAUGAAGAUGCACUCGUAUGCGUUUUACAACGGCCAUCUGUCAGAGACGAAGCGUCGCCUUAGCGAGCUCGACAGGCCAGCUGGCAAGUCGCGAGCAGCAGCACGUCGGUAUCCCAAUCCACAUAAGCGUCUCUCCGUCAUCCAGGCCGAAAAUCAGAACAGCAAAACCGAAUCAAACGGCAAUGGAGAAGCACUAGGCCGGCUUCGAGAGGAUCUGGCUCGCGAGCUCACCUCGCCCUUAGGACAUGUCACAUAUCCACAGAACCUGACCCUCGUCAACUUCGUCGACUUCCUCUUCUGUCCCACACUUUGCUACGAGCUGGAAUACCCGCGCACCCCUAGACGCCGUUACGACGAGCUUUUCUACAAGACUCUCGCCGUGUUCGGAUGCAUCUUCCUCCUCACCGUAACGAGCGAGGAAUUUAUAAUUCCUGUGCUCAGCGAGGCCUCCGCCCGCAUGCAUGCAAUAGGUCUCGCCGGCUCAUCCGAAAAGCUCAUGGAGCAGCUCCUCAUCUUGGCUGAAACGACGAGCAGAUUGCUCUUCCCCUUCAUGCUGUCCUUCCUCCUGGUCUUCUUGGUCAUCUUCGAGUAUCUCCUCGGCGCUUUCGCCGAGAUCACCUGUUUCGCCGACCGUCAUUUUUACGCCGACUGGUGGAACAGUUGCGACUGGCUUGAGUUUUCGCGGGAGUGGAACAUCCCCGUUCACCACUUCUUCAGGAGGCACGUGUACAGCGCAAGCCGUGGUGCGAACUUGAGCAGGCCUGUUGCAACGCUCAUCACAUUCUUUGUGAGCGCGUUGGCACACGAAUUGGUCAUGGGAUGCAUCACGAAGAAGUUGCGUGGUUACGGAUUCUUUGCAAUGAUGCUCCAGAUGCCCCUCGUAAUGAUGCAGAGGACGAAAUGGAUGAGAGGCAAACCACUGUUGAAUAAUAUUUUGUUCUGGUGCAGCAUGAUUUUGGGCUUGGCCAUGAUGUGUGCGCUAUACGUGCUGGUGUAGAUCCUAGCGACGGCCAGGUUGGAUUUGAACGCAGACAACGUCAUCUUCAUGGUCCUUGGCAGUUGACCAUUAUUUUCCUUCCAGUGUCAAAUGGUAGGAAUCUGAGUGCUUGUUCAUAGUGUAUUUUGAGCUACUUUUCAUCCACGUCCAGCAGCGCAGGUCGUGAAAGAUAGACCAUCAUAAUGUGAAAGAGGGUGUUGUGCCACCUGUCGGAUUACAGCGCCGACUCCGAGCGAGGACCGCAAUGAU